Molecule: messenger RNA, 5404 nt
Organism: Lepisosteus oculatus (spotted gar)
Lineage: Eukaryota; Metazoa; Chordata; Actinopteri; Semionotiformes; Lepisosteidae
Gene: znf507
Product: zinc finger protein 507
Biological process (GO): positive regulation of transcription by RNA polymerase II
Cellular component (GO): nucleus
Source: RefSeq, a predicted model, not a curated record
CAUUUUGAGUGCCGUGUGUGUGAGUUCACUGUUACUGGGAAAGGAAAAGAUCAAAGUCUUGUGUUUGCCGAGGCCAAAGAUCAUUGAAAAUCGUGUUAUUGGAUCAGGAUGGAGGAGAGCAGCAGUAUUGCAGUUCUGGUGCCCCACGGAAGAGCACAGGAUGCCUUGCUCAUUCCUGAGAGGGCAGUAAACGCAUGUCUGCAGGGCUCUGAUGGGAAACAAAAGCAAAAGGCCACCGACUCCCUCAUCCAGGUCAUAGAGAAACUGAGCAAGAUAGUUGAAAACAAAAGACCCAGGCGCUGCUCGCUAUCCGGGAAGAAGCGACCUCACCUCACUUGCACGUCUGCAGCUGUGGAAAGCAAAGAGAACUACGAAGUCCCCUCGAAGAUGGCAAAAGAUUCGGAUGCACUAAGGUGCAGUGAGGAAGUGCGGGAGGAAUACUAUAUAUCGGAGAAUGGGUAUGGGAGCUGUGGCAAAACGAUCACCUGCUACCAGUGCAGUCUGUGCAAGUUCAUCUCCCCAACCCUGACCUUACUGAAAGACCACAUAAAACAGCACGACCAGCAGAACGAGGUGAUCCUGAUGUGCUCUGAGUGCCGCUACACGUCCAAGCACCAGGAGGAUCUGGAAGCCCACGUGAGGGUUCACGUAGAAAAUCAAGAGCAGCUCAAAAGCGUGGUCCCACAUCACACACGGGAGAUCCGGAUUCUCUCCACAGCCGAUGGCAAAGAGCUGGCGUACGCUGGGGGCUUACAGGUGAAUAUUGAAGGGGUGGAGGCCAGCGUAAGUGUGGACAAUUUGGACCUUCAGCCCGUGAAGAAAAAGUGGUACACCUACGAGCAGUACGGCAUGUACAGGUGUUUGAUCUGCAGCUACACCUGCGGCCAGCAGCGCAUGCUCAAAACCCAUGCAUGGAAGCAUGCUGGUUUAGUUGACUGCUCCUAUCCGAUAUUUGAAGACGAGUCUGAGACCUCUUGCGUGGUGGACUCGACGUCAGGCCCUCCGGUAGAUGAGGCUGUUGUAGUCCUCACUCCCGUGAGUAAGCCAGAGACAUUAAACAGUGCUGCUUCCUUUCAAAUCAAGCUAUGCACCUCAGGCACAGACAGUGAGGACAAAGCUGCUUUAGUCCCAGCGGUGGAGGAGAGUGCUGAGGAAAUGUACCAUUCAAAAGUCCCUGCAACAGAGGAGGAGGUGGUCGAAGAGCAGGUUGCCUCUGAUUCAGAGCAUGAUCCCAGUGCCUCAGACAGUCUCCUCUCCUCUGCUCAGAAGAUCAUAAGCUGUAGUCCCCACCGAGCAGGACAUGUGAAUGUCAUAGUGGAACGUCUUCCAGGAGCUGAAGAAGCUAUUGCAACCAAGCCAUUCUUGAUAGACUCGCGCAUAGAGGGGGAGAAGAGGUCGCUGACUGAGGAUUCGCCGGUGUAUUAUGAGGAUGACCCAGGAGAUUAUCAGACGAGUAAAGGUGGCGUUGCCGUAGAAGAGGUGGUGAUCGGAUGGUGUAACAACGAGAAGCAGCAGAGUGAAGACGAGGCUUCCAAAGAAUCAUCCACCGCGAGCGACGAAAACAUCCCACCGGUCCGCAGGAGGACACAUUCCGAGUCUUUGAGGUUGCACUCCUUGGCGGCGGAGGCCCUGGUCGCCAUGCCAACUAGAACCCCCGAGAUGAUGAAAGCUAGCAUAAAGAGCAUCGUGGAGCUGAGUAGCCAGUCCCCAGACACGGGUCAAAGAUACAUCGACAUCGCCAGCGCCUCCCCACACAAAGUGACCUCGGCUGUCCGAAACGCCCCGGAAGAGUUUACCAACAUAAAGGAGGGGGGCACAGCGCUGGUCAACUUGGAGCUGCAACCCAAGCCCAAAGAGGGAAUCCCCGAGGGUCCCGUGAAGAUGGGAAUCAGCAUGUCGCUGCUGACCGUGAUCGAAAAGCUGAGAGAAAGGACUGACCAGAAUGCCUCGGAUGAAGACAUCCUCAAAGAGUUGCAGGAUAAUGCCCAAAGCCAGCCCAACAGCGAUAUGAGCUUGCCGGACGGCAACCUGGUGGAGUUCAUUCCAGACAGCGAUCGGCCUUAUCGCUGCCGCUUGUGCCGUUACACUAGUGGCAACAAGGGGUACAUCAAACAGCAUCUUAGAGUGCACCGUCAGCGCCAGCCUUACCAGUGCCCCAUCUGUGACCACAUCGCUAAUGACAGCAAGGACCUGGAGAACCACAUGAUAAAUCAUUGCAAAACCAGAAUGUACCACUGUAAGCAGUGCAACGAAACAUUCUAUUACAAGAGUCAGCUGAGAAAUCAUGAGCGAGACCAGCAUGGAUUGCCUGAUGCACUGGCAGCUUUGUCUUCUGUUACUGAGACAGCAGCAACAGUGGAGGAGUCUGAAGAGAAGAGUGCAGAAGAAGGUCUGACCAGUAUUCAGAAAAUCUACAAAUGUGAUGUAUGCGACUACACCAGCUCAACGUAUGUGGGGGUUCGAAAUCAUAGAAGAAUUCACAACUCUGACAAGCCAUACAGGUGCUGCAGCUGUGACUUUGCGACGACAAACAUGAACAGCCUCAAGAGCCACAUGAGGAGGCACCCACAGGAGCACCAGGCCGUGCAGCUAAUGGAGCAGUACAGAUGUUCUCUCUGUGGAUAUGUGUGUAGCCACCCCCCUUCUCUAAAAUCACACAUGUGGAAACAUGCUGGUGACCAAAAUUAUAACUAUGAGCAAGUCAACAAAGCUAUUAAUGAAGCCAUUUCACAAAGCAGCAGGUCUCCAUGUUUAGCUCAGAAGCAGGCUGCCAUUGUUGAACCAGUUGUGGAGAGACCUUGUGGCAGAACAAAUAAAACAGAUCCUAACCCUCUGGCCUCCACUCCUGAGGAAGGCGCAGGGGCAUCAGAGCCACUGCAGGGCCCUUGUGUGGCCACAAGACCCCAGAGCGCUCCUGAGAAAGGAGGUGUGCCUGCCAGGGCAGGGAUGGAGUACUGUGUGCUGCUUUUCUGCUGUUGCAUCUGCGGGUUCGAGUCCACCAGCAAAGAGCACCUGAUGGAGCACAUGAAGGAGCACGAAGGCGAGAUCAUUAAUAUAAUUUUGAACAAGGAGCAGAGCCCCUAGCUGCUGAAGCCGGAAGGGGAAAACACAAGUUGGUCAAGACCAUGGGGCAGGAUGCCUGUCUUUUUGUUAUCUGACUUCUUCUGGAGGGCUUGACCUUGGACUGCUGUUUGAUGAGCUGUCCUGCUUCCGAGCUGUAGCAAAGCAAAAGCCAGCUUUGCGGCUGUCUUUCCUUUCCCACUCAAACGCAAAACUUGACAGAGUUAUCCAUUACGUCACAAAGCAAAAAAGUUAGCAAAAAAGUUUCUGCUUUUUAUACUUUCUUACACUUCCUUAAUAAUGUACAUAUCCUGGACUUCCUGAUUUUUUUUUUUUAAUUUGAAUUUAAAUCAGACAUAGUUUGAAUGUUCUAUGAAAAGUUUUGAAAGGUUGUCUGCUACCAAGCAUAUGUAGAUUUGGACUAAAGAAAAGGAAAACAUUGCAUACCUCAUUAAAUCCAUUUAUUUUGUAAAAAUAGAUUCCAUCCCAUUUCAAGGGGUUAUAUUUUUCAAACAUGAUUAAAGGCAGCUUUAGUUUAAAUAUGGUGUAAUACUGUAGAAUGGUGUGAAUCACACAUUUGAACCACAAGUAUACAUAGACCACAUAUAUAACGUGUUUGUGGACAAUAUAUAUAAUUUGGUUCUAUGUAUAUUAAAUGUAUAUGAAUAGUACUGACAGCACCAGUUUUCACAGAUCUAUAAACUUGCAAAAGCUUUGUUGUGUAUAUUUUUCUUGAGUGUGUAUUGCCCAAAAUAUUUAUUUAAUUUAUAUUUAUGCAUGUAGUUUUCCGUUAUUGAAACGGCAAUGCGUUUUAUUCUCUCAGAUUGGUGCUAUUGCCUCUCUGUCCUAAUGAAAUGUUCUCAAGAAAGAGCUAGUCAGUCAUAUAAGGAAAGUACCUUAUUUUUUGAGUAGUAUUGCAAUGAAAUGUAGUGAAAUACUUGAGUUUGUAUUGUUUUGGAAAAAUACUAUACGUAGACGUAACUGACAAUAUAUCUAUAUUGUUCUUUGGUCCAAUAUUCAGUUUGACUUUUGAGGUAUUUUGUUGACAUUCUUAUAGUAUCAGUUUUAUUCUGAUCUUCUGUAAAGUAAAAGGCAACAUUUUAUCAAAAACAGCAAACUGUAAAAUGAUGCCUAUGAAUGUCGGAAUAUUCUUAUCCAUGAUGUAUAAAGAAAAAGCUUUGUAUAAAAUUAAGUUCUCUAAUGUUAGGUUGACGUUGUUAUAGUUGUUUUUUUACAUCAUGCACGUAACUUACGUUUGCUACUUUUCAUCAGGUGUAAUCUAGUGACACCUAUUUAAAACUUCUAAGACUUAUACAUGUAGUUUAAGUUUUUUAAAUGUUUUGUUGCUACUUCUUAUUCUUAUAAUAUUUCACUGUCUCUAAAAGGAGAUUACCUCAUAACACUUCAUUUUAAUGAGGGUCGUUUAGUUCUAGAAUAGAAAUUAAACUGAUUCUGGAUGCGGUUUCAAUGGUAUGGACACAGAUUAGGAAUAGUUCCCAUUUUGUAUUUGUUUAGGCUAUUUUUUUUAAAUUAUACAUGUAAAACAUACUUUAAAUGUUUUUAGAGGCUUGUCAUUUGAUAUCUUCUCACCAUAAGCAAAAUAAACUUCAUGGGUUCAAGUAUGAACCCACUUUUAUACAGUUAGACAUAGGCCAUCUAGGAACCCUGAAUAAUUCAGUGUCUUAGUCUUUGUCAGGCCAUGCCUAAUGACUCAUUUUUGAGGGAAUGUUGUUCUCAUUAAGUUGCUUAUACUGUACAUAUUUUGUGUUUCAACUCACAUGCUUAAUUUUCUCCAAUAUUUAUAUAAUUGCAUAAAGGUUUUGCAUACAGUAGAUGGCAAGUUCUAAAAGACCGAGAAGUGAAUAUCUGACUUAUCAUUUGCUAUGUAUGUUGUUAGAAAAAAACAACAUUCUUUUGCAAAUAUGAUAAGGAUUAUCUUGCAAAACAUGGCUUUACUUUGCAGGUAUUACCAGCCCAUUCAUCAAACAUGUCAACAUUGCUGCAAAGCUGGGAUGGGCAUUCAGUGUAAUUUCAGUACCUAAAAGUUACCUGCAUGGCUAUAAGAAACUGCCUUCACCAUGAAAAUGAAGGCUAAAAUUAGUUUCUUAUGUUUCUCAGCUAUUGAUGUGAAUUUAUUAACUGACGUUUUACAGCAAACAAAACCAUACUGACCUUUUCCUUCUAAUUUUAAAAUGCUACGUUUUGUACGUGUACUGACACUUUUUAUUCAGGGGUGAAAACCUUUUCUGUCUUCACGUAAGAACAGUUUGGUUGAGAAGUUAUGAACUGUGUUAAUUAAUGGGAGAAUUUAAUUAAAUAAGUGACCUCUAUCAACAGAAUUGAA